Messenger RNA from Phytomonas sp. Hart1, 1716 nucleotides. Lineage: Eukaryota; Euglenozoa; Kinetoplastea; Trypanosomatida; Trypanosomatidae. The record is from the annotation of a GenBank genome assembly.
AUGCAGUCCUUUCCAGAGGAAAAAUCUGUAGUGCCACGUACUAUUCACUUUGGCAAUCUUUUUAUGGCCAUGGUGGCACUCAUAUUCUCAUUUUGGGCAACUAUGCAUUUCUAUGUACCUGAUCAUUUACCGCACUACGCAGGCGCUUGUCAAUACGUAGGGAUGGGUCCUGAGCUAUUCCCUUGUGUUCGAUGUGGUAAAGACGAUACUUACUAUCAAUGUAUUCAGUUUGAUCCAAUUCAACGCAUCGCUCCCUUUCCAACCAUGCCGCACCGUAGUCUUCCCAUCGCCGCGGGCACCGAGAGUCUUGCCAAGGCUGAGAGCCAUGUGAAGCAAUUCUUCGACUCGAUCGCGCACGAGCCAAGCGGACUUACGUUAAGCGACUUUUUUAGAGAAUUUCUUUUCCAGAGCCGCAUUCUUGCUGCUAAAGAAACCCUUCCAGAGGGUGGCCCUUCCGUAAAGGGGGACCAGACAACGCGUCCGGUGAAGGCAGCGAAUGUACUUCAUCUGUGUAGUGCAUCGACUUGUGUGAACGCUUUCAUAAGUCAGGCAUUUGUCUCGAAAGCGGGACCGAUGGAUAAGUCUUCAAUCUCACUCUUUGCCAUUAUCUACGGUAAUGCCUCAAUCGCUCGCGCAAUCUCGAAAGAGCUUUAUGUGAAUGGCGUGCAGGUUUUGUCGUACUUACCGCGCACGGCAAGCCAAUCAACCAGGGGGGAUGCUGAAUCGACACCUCUUUGUCAGCCACUGUACGGCGAACAUUUCACCGUAGGGGCCGCGAAGGAUGAGGUUCCCGUAUCGGCUGUCCAAGUACAUCCGUUCGGGCUUGGGUGCGCGUACUAUGUGCACGAAAAGGCGAGUCUAAUCGAAGCCGAAAUGACCACUCCGCACUGCCAAGCUUCGGCGAAUCAAGCCCGACGCCUUGACGAAAAACGCCGCAAACAUGAAGAAGCCCAUGCCCACUGGCCCUUGGCGGAAGUCCGACCCUUUUUUUUGGCGCCCUUUGGUGAAAAGGGCAACCACACCCUUCACAGCUUUCCGGUUGAUGUCGUUUUCAUUGAUGUGGCCCCCACCGAUGCGGUAGGCGUCGUGGCAUACCUACAAGGCGUCCUGAAGACCGUCCAGGACCCAGGGCUUCUGCCUCGACAUUUGAUCAUUUCGUUGGAUGUGUCCGAGUGGGGAGGGGAUAUUCUCUCGGCCAUCCACUCCCUCCACCGCCAUCGCGGCUAUGAAGUGCGCCCACUUCAGGGCGCCUGCACCGCCGCCUCCGGAUGGAUCGAGCCCCACACCUCGUGGGCAACAGUCUUUGUGGGUCUUCAGCCUUCGUUUUGUGGUCCCGACAAUUCCACUGAGCGGCGAAAUCGAGAUUCGGGGGAGGCGGCGUGUAUGCUUUUGCUCACGCGGGAUCGCCAGGCCGCGAGCGCUUACUUCCACCUCGCCGCCUCCAGACGGUAUGGCGAAAACGAAGGGAUGCGCCGAUUUUUUGCGGGCCCAACCCUUUCGGUGUUUCCUUCCUCUGGGAAUGGCUCUCGUGCGCGGGAUGGGGAGUUCGCGAAGUCCCAAGGUCAGCCUGAAUCCACCGACACCUUUGGGUUGGGGAUCACAGGCGCGUGGGUAAUUUCCGCGCUCACUUCAUGGUGGCCUUGUCUGCUGGUCUUAGGGCUCGUUGGGGUAUUACUUUGGAACAUGUCAAAGGCAUGGCGACAUCGAAGACGAUAA